This is a messenger RNA of Oenanthe melanoleuca, 1880 nucleotides long. RefSeq names its product grainyhead like transcription factor 3 (gene GRHL3). Lineage: Eukaryota; Metazoa; Chordata; Aves; Passeriformes; Muscicapidae. The record is from RefSeq and is a predicted model, not a curated record. Gene Ontology annotation, molecular function: DNA-binding transcription activator activity, RNA polymerase II-specific; RNA polymerase II cis-regulatory region sequence-specific DNA binding. Gene Ontology annotation, biological process: regulation of transcription by RNA polymerase II. The coding region runs from base 67 to 1875 and encodes 602 amino acids. Gene Ontology annotation, cellular component: nucleus. The transcript has 16 exons.
CCUCGCAGGCGAUGUCUGUGUGAGCAGCCUGCGAGCGGAGCGCGGCUCUGCCUCGACCCUCCAGAAAUGUCCAAUGAACUCGAUUUUAGAUCCGUGCGUCUGAUGAAGAAUGACACCAUGAACUUCCAGAAAUUCCCCUACACCAGCGAAGAUGAAGCCUGGAAAACCUACCUGGAGAAUCCCCUGACUGCAGCCACCAAGGCCAUGAUGAGGGUGAACGGGGACGAUGACAGCGUGGCCGCCCUGAGCCUCCUCUACGACUACUACAUGGUCCCCAAGGAGAAGAGGAUCCUCCCAGCUGGGAUGAUGGGACGCAAUGACCUGGCAAAGAGCAGGCACUGCCAUGGGAUGGAUUAUGAGCCCGAGCUCCCCUCCUUCGAUGGCUCAGCCCACCUCAUGAAGCUGCUGUCAGAAAACGUCUCGGUGAGCCAGGAGUUCUGCGAGCUGCCCAAGAAGAACAGCCUGAGUCUGGAGGCCGUCCCUGCUCCUCACAAGGCAGCCCUGCUCCCCCCAGGCACCAGCAAGCUGGAGGCCACCCCAGACAACUUCCUGGUGGCCCCAGGGGACGUGUAUGACAGCAGCUCCCUGAGCUCCCUGUUCGAGAGCCUGCCCCUGGCCCCGGGCCAGCAGCGCUGGCAGCCCGACAGCACCUUCAAGGAGGAUCCGCAGGAGACGCUGCUCUUCAGUGACAUCCUGAAACCCCAGGCAGAGCCUCCCUGCCCCGAGAGCUACCCCACAGAUGGAGUGAAGAGUGACUUUGAAUACACUCUGGGGUCACCCAAAGCCAUUCACAUCAAAUCUGGGGACUCUCCCAUGGCCUACCUCAACAAAGGACAGUUCUACCCCAUCACACUGCGGACAGCUGGAGACAGCAAAUGUUUGCACUUGUCCUCAAAUAAAGUGAAGAGUGUGGUGAUGAUUGUGUUUGACAAUGAGAAGAUCCCCACGGAGCAGCUGAAGUUCUGGAAGCACUGGCACUCCCGGCAGCCCACGGCCAAGCAGAGAGUCAUCGACGUGGCUGACUGCAAGGAGAACUUCAACACGGUGCAGAACAUCGAGGAGCUGGCCUACAACGCCCUGUCCUUUGUGUGGAACAUCCACGAGGAAGCCAAGGUGUUCAUUGGGGUGAACUGCCUGAGCACAGACUUCUCCUCACAGAAGGGGGUGAAGGGAGUCCCCCUGAACCUGCAGAUCGACACCUACGACUGUGGCAGUGGCAGCAGCCAGCUGGUGCACAGGGCUGUCUGCCAGAUCAAGAUCUUCUGUGACAAGGGAGCAGAGAGGAAAAUGAGGGAUGAUGAAAGGAAGCAGUUCCGAAGGAAAGGAAAGUGCCUGGACUCCAACAACAACGGUCUGAAAGGCUGUUUGCUCUCUGGCUUCAGAGGGAACGAGAUCACCUUCCUGCGGCCCGAGAGCGACCUGGAGACGCAGCCGGUGCUCUUCAUCCCCACCGUGCAUUUCCCCACCCCCCAGAGGUGUGGCUCGGUGCUCCCUCCUGCUGUUCCCAACUCUGCAAACAGGCUGCCCCUGAAGAGGAGCGGUGCCUCCUUCACCGAGGACUUCGACCCCUCUCCUCCAAAGCACAGCAAGGAUGAAGAUCCUCAGAGAGUGCUGCUCUACGUGCGCAGGGAGUCUGAGGAGGUGUUUGAUGCUCUCAUGUUGAAGACCCCGGAUCUGCAGGGCCUCAGGACAGCUAUUUCAGAAAAAUAUGGGCUUCCUGAAGAAAGCAUUUAUAAAGUCUACAAAAAGUGCAAAAGAGGGAUCCUGGUGAACAUGGACAACAACAUCAUCCAGCACUACAGCAACCACAUGGCCUUUCUGCUGGACGUGGUAGAGGCAGAGAACAAGUUCCAGAUCAUCCUCAAGGAGCUCUAAAGAGC